Molecule: messenger RNA, 534 nt
Organism: Gossypium arboreum
Lineage: Eukaryota; Viridiplantae; Streptophyta; Magnoliopsida; Malvales; Malvaceae
Exons: 1
Coding region: 1-534 (177 amino acids)
Source: RefSeq, a predicted model, not a curated record
AUGCCAAAUCUUAUUGUUGUUGCACUUGUUUUCAUGGUUGUUGUUGGGGUAUUUGCUGUCGAGUCACCACCUUCACCAGUCCCUUCCAAGACAUCUUCACCUUUGAAGCCACCAUCUGCUUCUUCUCUGGCUUCUUCCCCCAAGUCCACUUCCAUUAAGUCACUGUUACAACCCUUCAAUAGCUCCUCUUUUUCACAAUCAAAAUCCGACGAAGGAGACCCCAAGUCAUCUCAUAUUGGAUCCCCAAAGAGCUCUUCAAGCUCAUCUUCCCCUAGCCCUAGUCAAAGUGACAACCCUAACACCAACAAAGGAUACUCUUUUGAGGUUGAGUCUCCUGAAGAGGUCUCAUCCCCUCCUUUACCAACUGCCAAUGAUGAAGUUUCUAACUCCUCUUUUUCUGGCCCUAAAAGCACGGGUGAUGUUGUUGAUAGUGAUAGCUCUGCACUAGCACCAACACCCUCUAAUGCCAUUAAAAUUAAGGCCACCAUUAGCAUUGUCGAUGUUGUAACUAUAGUCGGAUUCUUCCUCUUUUAA